UGCAUAUGUUUACUGUUGCAGGUUUUGCAGAGAAAUCUUGAGAAGGAGUUGGAUUCUAUAAAUCGUCAAAUUGCCAAAAUACAGGAGGAACUCAAGAAUAUGAAAGACAUUGAAGCUCAAUUACAUUCGCACCCGCGCUCCUCUCCUCGCUCUCCUCCCCUCUCCCGUCCUUCUUUCUCUCAUCCCCAUAGCCACCUAUCCCACCAUCAGACACACACCCGUUCCGCGUCUGAGAUUCCCCCUCCUCUUCCUGCCCGAAGCCGUUCCCUCGUUUCCCAGAUAUCCGCUCCCAAUAUCUCCGGCUCCUUUGCCUCCCUCACCUGUGCCCCGCCUCUGCCCCCACGUCCCCCCCACCUGGAGAGGGCUGGGGAGGGAGGCCUAGCACAAAGUCUAGAGAACAUACAUAAGGUGCAGAGUCUCUCUCAUUCGGCAAGUUCUGUGUCAGAACCUGGUAGCCGGCCACCAUCGCACUACAGAGCCCUCUCAAGUCCUGAUCCCCUUGGUCUUCACAGCAGUCCAGGUCCAUGCAGAUUAAGUGGAAGUGACUCAGUCAGUGACUUAAGCCAGACAGGAUCAAAUACAAAUCGCAGUAAGGUAUCUUCUGUGUAUAAUGAAGAUAUGGUUCAGGGAGAGCCUCCUGGAACCCCCCCUCCACCAUACGGCUACUUACCUGCAGAUGAAGCAGAUGAAAAUUAUUCAGUAAUCAUGGAUGAUGUGAGUAUGAGGGAACAACUAGAUGUGGUUGCCAGAUUUUUGUAUGUGGAUGUCUGUUAUAAUCUUAGGACUAGAAUUGUCGUCUCAGAAAACAUAUGGCACUUGUGUGUGUGAUGACCA
Penaeus indicus is the source of this 834-nucleotide messenger RNA. RefSeq lists its product as uncharacterized. Bases 100 to 828 code for a protein of 242 amino acids. The transcript is spliced from 4 exons. NCBI's taxonomy places the organism in Eukaryota, Metazoa, Arthropoda, Malacostraca, Decapoda, Penaeidae. The record is from RefSeq and is a predicted model, not a curated record.